Molecule: messenger RNA, 645 nt
Organism: Telopea speciosissima
Lineage: Eukaryota; Viridiplantae; Streptophyta; Magnoliopsida; Proteales; Proteaceae
Product: NAC domain-containing protein JA2L-like
Exons: 1
Coding region: 1-645 (214 amino acids)
Biological process (GO): regulation of DNA-templated transcription
Molecular function (GO): DNA binding
Source: RefSeq, a predicted model, not a curated record
AUGUCAGAGAGUUCAGAGAUUAGUAUUGCAGUUGGGUUUAGAUUCACACCAACUGAAAAGGAGCUUAUGUGUGAAUAUUUAGCCAAGAAGGUUUGGAGUUGUUCAGGCAAUGAUUAUAUUUAUAAGCAGUUCUCUUCAACGGUGGUGAUUGAAUGUAGUGAAGUAUACUGCAAGCAUCCAUGGCUUCUUAUGGUUUCUACUGAAGGUGCUACUCAUAGAAUGGAGAGAGAUGGAGCUGUUUACUUUUUUGUUCGAAUGACGAAAAAGAAUGCAAAUGGUUGGAGACCUAAUCGGAGGAUUAAUGGUGAUAUGGGUUUUUGGAAAUCAACUUCUUCAGGCAAACCAGUGGUGGAUAACCAUGGAAAUGUGUUAGGUAUGAAGAAAAGUCUCAAGGAAGGUGAUGAUGAUGAUAAGAAAACCUGCAGUUCCAAUAAAAAUGGGUCUAAAACAAGUUGGAUAAUGCAUGAAUAUAACUUAGUGGAUCCUAAAAAUCCUAAUAAGAAAGAGUUCCAAGAAUGGACAUUGUGUAGGAUCAACAACAGUGGAAGAAAAAGUAGUUCUUGCAAUACUACUUAUGGUUCAACAGUGGAGGAGGGAAUUCAUCAGCAACAACAACAUGAGCAGCAGCAGCAGCAAGAUGAUUAA